Exophiala spinifera is the source of this 1662-nucleotide messenger RNA. RefSeq lists its product as uncharacterized. The record is from RefSeq and is a predicted model, not a curated record. The coding region runs from base 1 to 1662 and encodes 553 amino acids. The transcript has a single exon. Gene Ontology annotation, biological process: carbohydrate metabolic process. Lineage: Eukaryota; Fungi; Ascomycota; Eurotiomycetes; Chaetothyriales; Herpotrichiellaceae.
AUGAGACCUUCACUUGUCGUUUUCGCCUUCCUCGAGAUCUUCAGGCUUGUGGAGCCGAGGUCUGUCGAACGGUAUACCUAUGCGGCCGUCGUUGAUUCUCCGGUUGAAACCCCCGGCCAGAUAGGCUUGGUCGCAGAUGAAAGAGAAGACGUCCCUACAAAAUCUUGGAAGAAUGAUCUUCCAUCUACUCUACAAGAUAUGCUCGAUGCGUUGGAGGUAAUGCAGGACACCUACUUUGACUUGUUCUCAGGGACCUGGCCAAGUGCCAUUGAUUGGACCUCUGCUGUCAUGGGAACUCAGGUGUCGGCAACCUUGGGAAGCAUUGUAUCUUCGCUGGACGCCUCUGCGACCUCGACUUGCGCUGAUAUGCUGGUCAUGCAAAACAUCAUUGAUCGAUAUUUUGCCCAAACAUCAGUUUUCUACUUUGGCGAGAACGCCUUUGGGUUACGGAAUCAGGCUUACGACGACAUGCUUUGGGUGGUUCUCGGCUGGCUCGAGAACCUGAAAUUUGCUGAAAUGUAUUCCUUGAAACAUUGGGACUUUCUACGACACAAUAACGGAUGGCAUGGCUUGCAAUUUAUCCCUAUGGCGGCGCAUAGGGCUCGCAUCUUUUACGAUUUGGCAGCGUCUGGCUGGGAUGAAUCACUGUGCGGUGGCGGCAUGAUCUGGAGCCCCUAUCUCACGCCCUAUAAAAACGCCAUCACUAACGAGUUGUUCGCCGCCGCGAGCAUUGGGAUGUACCUGUAUUUUCCGGGAGAUAACAACACUUCACCCUACGUGGCGCAAGGUUCGGAAGGCUCCGCCCAGCCACAUGAUCCUGUAUAUCUGGAGAAUGCGAUCAAAAGCUACAAAUGGCUCAUGGAGAGCCAGAUGCGCAGCCCUGCGGGAAUGUACCAAGAUGGGUUUCACGUUACAGGCUGGCACCGCUAUCCCAAUGGUACCAUCAACCCAGGUACCGGAAAGUGCGAUGAACUCAAUCGGAUGGUCUACACAUAUAACCAGGGUGUCGUUUUGUCCGCCAGCAGGGGUCUCUGGCUUGCUACCGGAGCACGAAGCUACCUGGACGAUGGUCAUGCGCUGGUUGAAAGCGUGAUUCGUGCCACUGGCUGGCCAAAUAACGACUCUGCGUGGAGUGGCCUGGGGCGAAGCGGAGUCCUGGAGGAGUUUUGCGAUCAUGGUGGCUAUUGUAGUCAAAAUGGUCAAACCUUCAAGGGUAUUUUCUUCCAUCAUCUGUCGGAAUUCUGCAGGCCAGUAUGGGCUCAAGAGGAGUCGUUCCUCGCUGCACGGAUAGCUUCUGGUGACUUUGACCGGGACGUUUAUGAUUACCACCUUGCGCGGUGCGCUGCUUAUGACAAAUGGGUUGCUCACAAUGCACAAGCCGCACUGGCCACCAGAAACACCAAUGGCCAUUUUGGGAUGUGGUGGACUUUUGGACCACCUGAUGAGGAAGCAAUGGAAGUCAUCCGCGAGACGACUGUCCUUGUAGACGACGCCGAUGACCAUCUCAACCCGAAACCACAAGAUUGGUCGGAUCAACCUGUUACCACUGCGGACUGUAAUGACCGAGGAAGAGGUCGAACGGUAGAGACUCAAAGUGGAGGAUUAGCAGUGCUUCGGGCAAAAUGGAACUGGGACGUCUAUUUCAGGGAGAUCUCUACAUGA